AUGCUUAGGUCUUUUCGUUCUGUGAGGGAAGAGGAAACCAAAUCCAUGAUCAGAUACAUAAAUGAUUCAUCAUCAUCAUCAUCGUCUGUUUUGAAUUUAAGCGAAAUGUUUGUGAGGCUUACUAAUGAUGUGGUGUGUAGAGUGGCUUUAGGGAGGAAGUACAAUGACGGGGAUGGUGGGGAAAGUGGGAGGAUGUUUAAGAAGCUUUUAGGGGAUCUCACUGACUUACUGGGAACUGUUAAUAUUGGGGACUAUAUCCCAUGGCUUUCUUGGUUGAGCCAUAUCAAUGGUUUGGGAGCCAAGUUAGACAAGGUGGCUAAGCAGUUGGAUGACUUUAUAGAUACAGCGGUUCAAGAGCAUAUGAACCAUAGUUCAAAGAGUGGAGAUGAUGACCAAAAGGAUUUUUUGGACGUUUUGCUUGCAAUUCAGAAAGAAAACUUGGCUGGUAUUCCUAUUGAUAAAGACAUGUUCGCUGCUGGCACUGAUACCACAUAUACUGCCUUAGAGUGGGCAAUGACUGAGCUUUUAAGGCAUUUUAGGGUCAUGAACAAAUUGCAGAAUGAGGUAAGGGGAAUAGUCGGAAACAAAAGAGACAUGAUUACAGAGGAUGAUUUGGUUGAAAUGCACUACUUGAAGGCAGUGACGAAGGAGACUCUUCGCUUUCAUCCACCACUUCCACUACUAUUUCCCAGGAUGUCAAUCCGAGAUGUGGAAGUAAAUGGCUACAACAUUAAAGCCAACACACAUGUUUUCAUCAACGCAUGGCAAAUUGGAAGAGAUCCCAAGCUGUAUAACAAACCAGAGGAGUAUGAGCCAGAAAGGUUCUUGAAUAAUGGUAUAGAUUACAAAGGGAAUGACUUUGAAUUGAUUCCAUUUGGAGCUGGUAGGAGGGUCUGCCCAGGAAUUCAGUUUGCCAUGGCUGUUAAUGAAAUUGCCUUAGCAAACAUCGUGCACAAGUUCGAUUGGGCAUUGCCCGAUGAAGCAAGUGGGGAGGAUUUAGACAUGACAGAAACCACUGGUUUAACCGCACAUAAAAAAUAUCCUCUAGUACUGUUGCCAAGAUACUAUAGCACAAUAAGAACUGUCAAAAUAUUAUGUGUCAAUGCAAAUGUUACUGAGAUUGCUUUAGUAAAUAUAGUACAUAAGUUUGAUUGGAAAUUGCCUGGUGGAGCAACCAACAAGGAUUUGGACGUGACUGAAGCUACUGGUUUAACCAUGCAUAGGAAAUAUCCUCUCAAAUCUGUUGUUGUGAGUGUGAAUGCAAAUGUCUUAAACUGGUUUCUUGGGAAAUAUUUUGUGUUUUGGGAAUUUGACUGA
Messenger RNA from Prunus mume (Japanese apricot), 1317 nucleotides. The record is from RefSeq and is a predicted model, not a curated record. NCBI's taxonomy places the organism in Eukaryota, Viridiplantae, Streptophyta, Magnoliopsida, Rosales, Rosaceae.